GAUUUUGGCCGCCAUGGCCCCAGCGUGCGAGGCCACUGCCACUCCUGCGGUGCUCAUGGCCUGCACAGGUGCGACAGAUGUGACGAAAUGCUUGACAUCUGCCCAAUAUGAUGCCAUUGUCGCUGCGGUACGUGGUCAGCUGGAAUCCUUGAGUGCAACUUGCACUGCUUCAGACUGCCCUCAGGCGCCCGUGGCGAGCUGGUGUGUCGUGGAUGCUAUGGGUGCAGUUGAUGUCUACUUUGGGGUGCAGUUGGGUCCUGCCUGCAGUUUGUGCAUGUACCCGGCGUCACCAAAUCAAGCUGACUGGGCCGGAUGCGUGCUGCGAAUGGCGGGUCACGAUUUUAUGGCGAAGGCGAAGGCAGCAGUGAAGGCUCCUCCACAGGCGCCUCCUGCGGCUGAGAGAGCACAGCGCCCGACUGGCUUUGCCAAAAUCUUGCGCGAUGCUGCCCCCUCGGCCAUGACCUUCUCAGCUGUGCCAGACGUUCUGUAUGGCUCACAGCUGUUAAGCCUUCUGGAUGUGCUUUCAGAGGAGUGGCAAACACGAUUACGCAGUGGCGUGUUCUACAUAGACCCGGCAGUCUUGGUUCUGCUUUGCCACUGUGCAAUGUCGGAUCCUCGACCCAAUUGGAAUGCAGCGAUGACCUAUGCCAUUGACGCGGAUGGAGAGGAUUUCGCCAAUGGCCAGGGGGGAUCUGAUGCCUGCACGGACAUGGAAGAUCCUGAGAAUGCAGGGUUGCCAGAAUGCCUUGCUUCAGGCGAACAUGGCAAAUCGUUGCAAGAAGUGUACAAUCAGUACUGCCUCGACGUGUCCUUGGCAGAUUUCUUGGUCAUAGCAGCGGAGGCGGUCAUUGCAUCGACCAGGGCUAGGUACGAGGAUGCCAGCCCAGGAGCCCCUCACCUAGACCUCCGAGCAGCUUUCAAAUUUGGCCGACAGACAGCCAGCAGUUGCGACUUCGCCGUGGGACGCCUUCCCAACCCGGAGCGUGGCUGUGAUGCGGAGCCUUGGCUUUAA
Messenger RNA from Cladocopium goreaui, 1012 nucleotides. NCBI's taxonomy places the organism in Eukaryota, Dinophyceae, Suessiales, Symbiodiniaceae. The record is from the annotation of a GenBank genome assembly.